This is a messenger RNA of Neogale vison (American mink), 5261 nucleotides long. It is a transcript of the gene MYO1D, whose product is annotated as myosin ID. The record is from RefSeq and is a predicted model, not a curated record. Gene Ontology annotation, cellular component: vesicle; plasma membrane; cytoplasm. Bases 59 to 3079 code for a protein of 1006 amino acids. Gene Ontology annotation, biological process: actin filament organization; vesicle transport along actin filament. The transcript has 22 exons. NCBI's taxonomy places the organism in Eukaryota, Metazoa, Chordata, Mammalia, Carnivora, Mustelidae. Gene Ontology annotation, molecular function: actin filament binding; ATP binding; microfilament motor activity.
UGCCCGAUCGCGCCCACCUGAGCCCGUCUGCGCCCACCUGAGCCCGUACGCUGGCGCCAUGGCGGAGCAGGAGAGCCUGGAGUUCGGCAAGGCGGACUUCGUUCUGAUGGACACCGUCUCCAUGCCCGAGUUCAUGGCCAACCUCCGGCUCAGAUUUGAAAAAGGGCGCAUCUACACAUUCAUUGGAGAAGUCGUUGUUUCUGUGAAUCCUUACAAGCCAUUGAACAUCUAUGGGCGAGACACAAUCGAGCAGUAUAAAGGACGGGAACUGUACGAGAGACCUCCUCAUCUUUUUGCAAUUGCGGAUGCUGCCUACAAAGCUAUGAAGAGACGCUCAAAAGACACUUGUAUUGUGAUAUCAGGAGAGAGUGGAGCUGGGAAAACCGAAGCCAGUAAAUACAUCAUGCACUACAUAGCGGCCAUCACUAACCCCAGCCAGAGAGCCGAGGUGGAAAGAGUGAAGAACAUGUUGCUUAAGUCCAACUGUGUCUUGGAAGCUUUCGGAAAUGCCAAAACCAACCGCAACGAUAACUCAAGCAGGUUUGGAAAAUACAUGGACAUCAAUUUUGAUUUCAAGGGCGACCCUAUCGGUGGACAUAUCAACAACUACUUACUGGAGAAGUCUCGAGUGAUUGUGCAACAGCCAGGAGAGAGAAGCUUUCAUUCUUUUUAUCAGCUCCUUCAAGGAGGUUCAGAGCAGAUGCUACGCUCUCUACAUCUCCAGAAAUCCCUGUCAUCCUACAACUAUAUCCACGUAGGCGCUCAAUUAAAGUCUUCUAUCAACGAUGCUGCAGAAUUCAAAGUAGUAGCUGAUGCCAUGAAAGUAAUUGGCUUCAAACCUGAGGAGACUCAAACGGUAUAUAAGAUUCUGGCAGCCAUUCUUCACUUGGGGAAUUUGAAAUUCGUGGUGGACGGUGACACGCCUCUCAUUGAAAAUGGCAAGGUUGUGUCUAUCAUAGCAGAGCUACUCUCCACCAAGACGGACAUGGUAGAGAAGGCCCUUCUCUACCGGACGGUGGCCACAGGUCGCGACAUCAUUGACAAGCAGCACACGGAGCAGGAAGCCAGCUACGGCAGGGACGCCUUCGCUAAGGCAAUAUACGAACGCCUCUUUUGUUGGAUCGUCACCCGCAUCAAUGAUAUUAUUGAGGUCAAGACCUAUGACACCACAAUCCAUGGGAAAAACACCGUCAUUGGUGUCUUGGAUAUCUAUGGCUUUGAAAUCUUUGACAACAACAGCUUCGAGCAGUUCUGCAUCAACUACUGCAAUGAGAAGCUGCAGCAGCUGUUCAUCCAGCUGGUGCUGAAGCAGGAGCAGGAGGAGUACCAGCGGGAGGGCAUCCCCUGGAAGCACAUCGAUUACUUCAACAAUCAGAUCAUCGUGGACCUCGUGGAGCAGCAGCACAAGGGGAUCAUCGCCAUCCUGGAUGACGCCUGCAUGAACGUCGGCAAAGUCACCGACGAAAUAUUCCUUGAAGCACUGAACAGUAAAUUGGGCAAACACGGCCAUUUUUCCAGCCGAAAGCUCUGCGCCUCAGACAAGAUCCUGGAGUUUGAUCGAGAUUUUCGAAUCCGGCAUUAUGCAGGUGACGUAGUCUAUUCGGUCAUUGGAUUUAUUGACAAAAAUAAAGACACUUUGUUUCAAGAUUUCAAGCGUCUCCUGUAUAACAGUUCCAAUCCUGUGCUGAAGGAUAUGUGGCCCGAAGGCAAACUGAGUAUUACGGAGGUGACCAAGCGACCUCUGACUGCUGCCACCUUGUUUAAGAAUUCGAUGAUCGCUUUGGUGGACAACCUUGCAUCGAAGGAGCCGUAUUAUGUACGUUGCAUCAAACCCAAUGACAAGAAAUCCCCACAGAUAUUUGAUGAUGAGCGCUGCAGGCACCAAGUAGAGUAUCUUGGACUACUGGAGAACGUGAGGGUGCGGCGAGCAGGGUUUGCCUUCCGGCAAACGUACGAGAAGUUUCUUCACAGAUACAAGAUGAUCUCUGAAUUCACCUGGCCCAACCAUGACCUUCCUUCAGACAAAGAGGCUGUCAAGAAGCUGAUUGAACAUUGUGGUUUUCAGGAUGACGUAGCUUAUGGGAAAACCAAAAUUUUCAUUCGAACACCCCGAACACUGUUUACCUUGGAGGAACUCCGUGCCCAGAUGCUCAUAAGGAUUGUCCUCUUUCUACAAAAGGUGUGGCGAGGCACGCUGGCCCGCAUGCGGUACAAGAGAACCAAGGCAGCUCUGACAAUUAUCCGGUACUACCGGCGUUACAAAGUGAAGUCUUACAUUCACGAGGUUGCCAGACGCUUCCACGGCGUCAAGACCAUGAAGGACCACGGCAAGCACGUGCAGUGGCCAACCCCACCUAAAGUUCUCCGCCGUUUCGAGGAGGCCUUACAGGCCAUUUUUAAUAGAUGGAGAGCAUCCGAGCUUAUCAAGAGCCUGCCUGCUUCCGACCUGCCCCAGGUCAGGGCCAAGGUUGCAGCCAUGGAAAUGCUGAAAGGUCAGAGGGCGGACCUUGGGCUCCAGAGAGCCUGGGAGGGCAACUAUCUUGCUUCGAAGCCAGACACACCUCAGACCUCAGGCACUUUUGUCCCCGUCGCAAACGAGCUGAAACGGAAGGACAAAUACAUGAAUGUCCUCUUUUCCUGUCACGUCCGUAAGGUGAAUCGAUUUAGUAAGGUGGAAGACCGAGCGAUUUUUGUCACCGAUCGUCACCUCUAUAAGAUGGAUCCCACUAAACAGUACAAGGUGAUGAAGACCAUUCCUCUGUACAACUUGACUGGUCUGAGCGUCUCCAAUGGAAAGGACCAACUUGUAGUGUUCCAUACAAAAGACAACAAAGACCUCAUUGUCUGCCUUUUCAGCAAACAGCCAACCCAUGAGAGUCGAAUAGGAGAACUUGUUGGCGUCCUGGUGAAUCAUUUCAAGAGUGAGAAGCGCCACCUUCAAGUCAACGUCACUAACCCCGUGCAGUGCAGCCUGCAUGGCAAGAAGUGCACGGUCUCCGUGGAGACGCGGAUCAACCAGCCAGAGCCCGACUUCACCAAGAACCGCUCCGGCUUCAUCCUCAGCGUGCCGGGGAACUGACCGCUCAUCGGGGAGGCCUUGCAGCCCCCGUCUGACUUGCUGACUCCCUGCUACCGCCCGCUAGAAAUCAGCUCACAAGGGUCCUCCAUGCUUGGGGCCGAGCCCCUCUUCUGCCUCCUCCAGGGCUCCUCCCCUGAGGUUUUCUUGCUGGUUUUCUGCCUUCGGUCUCGAUCCUCCUCUCCCCCAACUUUCCACAGCCCUCACUCAACACACCAAAGACCCCAGUGCCCUGCCACAGACCCCCGGGCUCACCUCAACCACAGCUCCCCACAGAGGCCAUUCCAUGUCGGCAGAGGCCCCUGCCACCACACCCCCCACCCCCGUUGGCCUGUUCAGGUCUGCAUGCCCUGACCCAGUGACCUGCACCUGACCCCACAAGGGGUGGAUGCAGUUUUCCCAACCCAAAUGUGCUCCCCUGAGGGGCUUGGGGGGGAGAUGGUCCGCAGAUGAGCUGGGGAUAUAGCCCUAUUCUCGCCAUAAGCACAGCCCACCACCCCUUUCCCCUAAGUGUCCCUGACUCAGAGCUCCUCAGUGGCCCCUCUCCCCAGCAGUCAGCCAGAGCCAUCAGGGAGGUGGGUUCACCUGUCAGGCCGGCCCCUCAGCCCCUGGCCAGAACAGCCGUGCCCAGCUGGCGGGCCAGCCUGCACAUCCCCCUGCCCCCCGCCCCCGGGGCCACAGGCCACCUCUCCGGGAGAGAGCAGAGCAAGGGGCUCCAAGGCCCAUCUUAACUGCAUGGCCUGUGCCCAUGGCAGCCACACAGUGACGUGUGCAACACUCAGGGCUGCACAUCGGAUAUGGUGUCUGCUGUGCCCACACUCCCGGCGGGAGCACCAAUUAGAAAACAGAGUUCUAGAGUGCAGGGAGCACUCCAGGUGGCAGCAGGGCGGGGGUCUGAAGUUUUCUCCUUCUGACACCUCUGUUUCAGACACAUUUGGAGAACAAGGACCAGGGCCAGAGGGGCAGAGUGACGGGAACAGAGUGGGGGGGUCCUGGCACUGCAGGCCAGGCCAGGAUGCCGCCCGCAGCCCCGCAUACACCUCCCCACCCCACCCCCACAGCUGGGGCCCAGGCUGGGCCUGCAGACCUCAUGCCAGGAGAGUGCCAGGCUAGGCCCAGCAGGAUGCUUCCUGAGACCCAUCCGCUCCUGAGCCUCGGCUGAGGACGCUGCCCCAAGCCCCCGAGCAGCACGGGCUGCCCAGGCCAGGAGACUUAAAAGGAGAGACCUGGGACACCCCAAUGUGGGGAGGAGGCUGAGGGGGAGCCCACAGCCCACAACGCUGACGUUCUCCUCACUUUUUAUGCCACAGAUCUGCCCACUCCCUCCUCCCACCACCUCCCCCUGCUCCCGAGCUGCCACCCUGACUCCGCAACACACACUAGUGCCUGGGCGCAGCACCCUGCCCCCCGCCGUGCCUGGCCCAGCGCCUGCCACCAUGAGCUGGCCGACCUGCCAGGUGGUCCCAGCAAGCAGCCUGGUUUUCCCCACAGCCCCCUGCCUGACUCCCCAUGGCCCCCAGAACCGCAAAACCUUUGCACCAUGUGCAGUUUGCGACAAAGAAUCCUCUUGGCAUCCGGUCCUUAGAAAGCCUUUCUCAUUCUGGAAGCCCAGUCAGCUGCCCACCGGCAGAGGCACCACCAGCCUGUUGAGCCGCGGGGUUUUGCCAAUCACCUUGACACUAGCGGAACCAUCCUCCCUGGGAUGGCGCCUGCUCUCCUUUCCACUCAUUUCCCAAACUUGUUGCUUUAUGCUAGAGACGUGCACAUGUAUGUUUUAGAUGCACCAAAAUGGAACAUGCCAAAAGGAGUGCCUUUCCCGGGCUGGGGAGGAGGGUGGGGGGUGGGGUCCUUCGUGCUGCCUCUCGGGGUUGCCUGGGGCUCCUCUGCCCCUUGCAGCCGAGGGCCAGUCGACAAGCACUUUUUCCUGAUGUCCUAGCAGAAGCCCCAGUAUGUGGCAGCUGGGGUAGGCUCCGGCCUUCAGGGUGUGAGCUCGGCAGAGCCUCCAGGUGCUGGGGGAGGGGGCGAGCAGGAGGACACAGUGAUUGUAUGCAAUGAAGUGUUUCUCUUGAUCUAAUUAAAUGCAGUUUUAUGGUUUGCUGCGUUUAUUCCUAUUUUCCAUUAAAUUAACUUUAUUUCUAGAGCAUAUUUUGAUUUACCAUCAAGAGCAAUAAAGCAUUAAAUCUUA